Penicillium verrucosum is the source of this 1962-nucleotide messenger RNA. RefSeq lists its product as uncharacterized. The coding region runs from base 1 to 1962 and encodes 653 amino acids. Lineage: Eukaryota; Fungi; Ascomycota; Eurotiomycetes; Eurotiales; Aspergillaceae. The record is from RefSeq and is a predicted model, not a curated record. The transcript is spliced from 2 exons.
AUGAGCAGCAUGAAACUGCGCGACAGUAUCCGCGCGCCGGUGCGAUAUGGCGAAGAUGAAUAUGAAACGCCGUCACAGAUCUCGCUGCGCCACGGAUACGACUCCUUUGACGACUCCAUCGAGCUUGGGGAAUCAGGCAGACCACGCCCACAAAAGAGGCGCAGGCCAAACACUGUGCCAUUCAACCCCAACCUGCCACCAGCUGCGUUUCCCAGUUUGAGCAGACCACAGCCAGGUCGUGAUUCCACCACUGCGCAGAAUCGCGCCGUUGGCGACAGCCAACAGCACAUGCAGACAAGCGACGUUGCACUCCCUCCCCGUAACGCUGGGUCAAUGCCAACCGUUCCAUCGCCUCCGUCUGGGAUGGAACGAGUCCCAAUGGAUCAGCUCGAUAACUACAUCGCCAGUAACAACAUGGACAAUCCGGUGUAUGCGAGGAACGUAAAUAUGGCGCGCAUGACUUGUGCGGAUGCGCCUCCGGGUACCGAGGAUAUGGGCACCUCCCCGGACAGUGAUGAUGAACCACUGCCAGAUGCGAGUCAGGUGCUCCUUGAUGCUAUCCCCAACCCGAAAUGGAAAGAUCUGCACAAGGCUAUGCAAGUUGAAAUCGUCGAAAACACAAUGAAGUACCAUAGCUGGAGACGCGUUUGCGACCUUCUUGGCCUUGGGCCAGAUGAGCGAAUACAGCUCAUGCAGGUCAUAAGCGUUCGCAACAAACAAAUCGAACGAGAGAAUAAAAGACUGGACCAAAUGCGACGCAGACAGCGAAGCGUACUCAUGAGAAUUGAUAACAGCGAUCUGAAGCAUUUUAAGCCGCCACCUCAAUUGGUGCUGAAAAGAAUCGCUCGAGAGACCAAUCGAAACCUGUUGCUCACGGAGUACACGGACCUUUUAAUGUGCCAGGCCCACGACGUCCUGAAAGCCAGACAGUACUUGCAUCAACACGGGCUACCUCGAAGAUAUGCCGGCGAUUGGGGAGACAGCCUGGUGGUGCUGCGAGAAUCCUCGGACUCCCAUGAACCCGACAAGUUCGAAUGGAAAGACAACCUGAGAUUCACUCCACCCCCCAAUGAGAUCGAGACCCCAAUCAAUCCUUUGAUGGACCCAGUCAGUAGUGCGAAGAGUGCAUUCAUUCAAAGCAUUGGUACACGUAUGGACGGCACAAUGAACCCAAUGGAUUUAAUCCAACGUGACUCUGACGAUCUUGGUCCCAUGCUGAAUUGGGGAAAGUAUUAUGAACGGAAACCGGACUCGUCGUGGGACACCACAAAGCCUCGACUGGGUGGAAUGGUCAGGCUGAACAUCGGUCCACGCAACGCCGCUCAGAUCCAACAAUACAAGCAAGCCGGUGUCAGACCACAAGGACUAUCCUCUGCAACUGUCACGCCAGAAUCAUUUCCACCGGAGUUUCUACAAGAAACCCCAUCUAAGGCGCCACGGAACGGGAACGUCGCCCAGCCAUUUUUCAAGAAACCCGCCAAACCUAUCAGCAGAGUCCUCACCGGAAACCAGCCUUCGGUGGAUUGCAGCCCAACGGAGAGCCAACUCAAGUAUCAACGAAACAUACAGCAGGCCAAGCUUGAGAAAAUAGAGGCCCAGGCCGAGGCGAUGCACCGUCAGUUCAACUACCAGCCAACCCUCCAAGUUAAUGGCGUUGGUCUUGGAAUAAGCCCCGCACGUGCAAAGUUUCAGACGCCUCCGUUGACCCAGCCCGUCGAAGAAGACAUGCCUUCGAGCUUUUUCGCUCGGGCGUACCGUGGAAUGACAAACAUGAACGUUGAUCGCCUCAUUGAUGAAUUUGUCUGCUUUGAGCCUAUUGUGAUGCCAGAAGAAAGCGAUCCCAUGAAACCCGAGGGAGAGCCUGAUGAAGAACCAAGUUCCACUGAUAUUAGCACGAUCACUGAGAUGUCCUUGGAUGAUGUGAUGCUGGUGCCGACAGAUGGCUGUUCCUCUUCGGAGUAA